GAAGAACUGUCGCAUUGUCUCACCCUCCUAGUCAGAUAGCAAUCGAGAAACGAGACAACGAAUCCGUAGCCGCCGUAGCAGACCAUGGCCAACACACUCGCCCCGUAUCUCAGCUCCAUCCGCAGCUCGCUGGACUCGGCGCUGUGUCUGCGCAACUUCCCGUCGCAGACUGUGGAGCGCCACAACAAGCCUGAAGUGGAGCUGCAGUACGUCCCCCCUUGACUGCAAUUAUUGCUAAGGAGGGAUAUUGCUAAUGGCAUGUUAUGACUGCGCAGAAUGAGCAAGGAAUUGCUGCUCAACCCCGUUCUCAUCUGCCGUAACGAGCAAGAAAAGUGUCUGAUCGAGCCGUCCAUCAACUCGACGCGUGUGAGCAUUUGCAUCAAGAAAGCGGACGAGAUCGAGACGAUUCUGAGCCACAAGUUCAACCGCUUCCUCAUGCAGCGCGCUGAGCAGUUCAUCAUCAUGCGGCGAGUGCCCGUGGAGGGCUACGACAUGAGCUUCCUUGUGGUGCACCAGCACCUGGAGAAUAUGUACAAACACAAGCUCAUCGACUUCAUCAUCACCUUCAUGGAGGACAUCGACAAGGAAAUCAGCGAGAUGAAAAUCUCUCUCAACGCACGCGGCCGCAUCGUCGCUACGGAGUUCAUGAAGCAAUUUACCUGAGUAGAGACAGCAAUAACACGACCAAUGUGGCAAAUUGCAGUUGCCUAAAGGGAAAUCGAGUUGCAAAAGUGGAAAUUUUGCUCAGUUUCUUUUGGCAGUAAAUAAAAAAAUAUGUGUGAUUUCCCAGUUGCC
Phytophthora nicotianae INRA-310 is the source of this 795-nucleotide messenger RNA. RefSeq lists its product as hypothetical. Bases 277 to 663 code for a protein of 128 amino acids. Gene Ontology annotation, molecular function: actin filament binding. Gene Ontology annotation, cellular component: Arp2/3 protein complex; actin cytoskeleton. Gene Ontology annotation, biological process: actin filament polymerization; Arp2/3 complex-mediated actin nucleation. Lineage: Eukaryota; Oomycota; Peronosporomycetes; Peronosporales; Peronosporaceae. The transcript has 2 exons. The record is from RefSeq and is a predicted model, not a curated record.